GUCUUGUUUCCUGGUCAAGGUAGCCAGUUUGUGGGUAUGGCAACCGAUAUAGGCCAUAGAAAUGUUGUCAAGGAUUUAUAUCGUCGUGCAUCAGAAGUAUUAGGUUAUGAUCUUAUGAAAUUAUCUAGCCAAGGCCCAAAAACAAUGUUAGACAGUACAAUUUAUUGCCAGCCAGCGGUUGUUGUUGCUUCUUUGGCUGCCUACGAAGUUCUACGUCAGGAUAGACCUGAACUACUUGAAGGAUGCAAUGCAGCUGCUGGAUUUAGUGUCGGUGAAUUUUCAGCUUUAGUUGUUGCUGGAGCAAUAUCUUUCGAAGAUGCAAUAAGGAUCGUAAAAUAUAGAUCGGAGAGCAUGCAAAGAGCGUCAGAUCGUAGAAAGACAGGCAUGCUAACAACUUUAGGAUUGGAUUUAGAACAGAAUCAGCAAAUUUGUAACAAAGUUGCUUCGGAAAUUUUGGGCGAUGACGGGAUUUUGCAAGUAGCCAAUGUAUUAUUUCAUAAUUGUUGUGUAUUAGCUGGCGACAUCCGAGGACUGCAUCAUAUUAAAGAUAACUAUCGCCAACUUGGCUUCAAGAGGGUAAGGCAGCUGCCGGUCAGUGGUGCUUUUCAUACGCCCGCUAUGUCAGAGGUUCAGUCUAGUCUUAAGGAAGCCCUGCAAAAUGUCGAGAUUACUAUGCCUAUAUACGAUGUCUAUUCAAAUGUGACUGCAGGUGAGUAUCGAUCAGUAUCUGAAAUUAUAAGUUUACUACAAGAACAAGUUACGAAGCCCGUUUUGUGGGAGCAGAGCAUAAAAUCAAUAUAUGAUAAAUUUAAAUGUGAUCAUUGGUACGAAUUUGGUCCAGGUACGCAGUUAACAACGACAAUAAAGAAAAUA
This is a messenger RNA of Trichoplax adhaerens, 873 nucleotides long. RefSeq lists its product as uncharacterized. The record is from RefSeq and is a predicted model, not a curated record. Lineage: Eukaryota; Metazoa; Placozoa; Uniplacotomia; Trichoplacea; Trichoplacidae. Gene Ontology annotation, molecular function: transferase activity. The annotation marks the transcript as partial. The transcript is spliced from 5 exons.